Paraglomus occultum is the source of this 169-nucleotide messenger RNA. The record is from the annotation of a GenBank genome assembly. Lineage: Eukaryota; Fungi; Glomeromycota; Glomeromycetes; Paraglomerales; Paraglomeraceae.
GCCGAGUGGAUUGCUCUGGGGCAGCGUAGUGGCCCCUGGUCCCUACGCGGAUCCAGCAGCGCUGGGCGUCGAGGCUCUGAUUGGAGAUUUUGGCUCCUGCCAAAUCGGGUUUAGGCGCACCUGGAAGAAUAUUACAAUAAAACUAAAUCAAUUGUACCGUAAACCAUAA